Messenger RNA from Pongo pygmaeus (Bornean orangutan), 487 nucleotides. Its product is annotated as mitochondrial import receptor subunit TOM5 homolog. The transcript has a single exon. The annotation marks the transcript as partial. Gene Ontology annotation, cellular component: mitochondrial outer membrane translocase complex. Lineage: Eukaryota; Metazoa; Chordata; Mammalia; Primates; Hominidae. The record is from RefSeq and is a predicted model, not a curated record.
AGAGCCCCGAUCUUCCGGAUUGGGGGCCUUGCCCAGAAGCUGGACCUCACGGAGAUGAAACAGAAGAUGCAUGAGGAUAUGAUCUCCAUACAGAACUUUCUCAUCUACGUGGCCCUGCUGCGAGUCACUCCAUUUAUCUUAAAGAAAUUGGACAGCAUAUGAAGAUUGGACAUCACAUGUGAAUGCAUGAUAUGAAGAGCCUGGUUACAGUUUCUACUGUUCUCUGCAAGUAAAUAGGCCCAGAAAGGUGUAAGAGACUCUUUGAAUGGACAUAAAAAUUCUGCUUGUUAAGAACAAGUUUAGCUCUGGUAACUGAUCUUAAUAGCUAAAAUAUAAAAAUAUUUGGGAAGUCUGAAAUGAGGUCUCCUGGUCAUGGUGUGCCCUUAUGCCUGUGACAGUUGGCCUCUGUGAAUAUUGGUAUAAUUGUAAAUAAUGUCAAACUCCAUUUUCUAGGAAGUAUUAAUAAUUAAGGGAAGUAUGUCUGAAA